This is a messenger RNA of Drosophila novamexicana, 1040 nucleotides long. RefSeq lists its product as uncharacterized. The transcript is spliced from 3 exons. Lineage: Eukaryota; Metazoa; Arthropoda; Insecta; Diptera; Drosophilidae. The record is from RefSeq and is a predicted model, not a curated record. Bases 98 to 760 code for a protein of 220 amino acids.
UGUUGGUCUCCUCGUCGCGAACAAGCUCGAGAAAAUUUUUGAGAAAACGAAAGUGCGUGGGUGUCAGUGCAAGAGUUCAAUAAAAGAGAGUCUGAAAAUGAAAGCGUUCAUUGUUGCCAGUGUUUGUUUGUUCGGCCUAUUGAGCCUGGGCUCGGCACAGUUCCAAAAUGGACGUCUGGAGCCACCAAAUCCGCAGCUAUGCGCCCAGCGCAUAAUUCACGAGAAGACACCCGAUGGCAAAGGCUACUUCUUCUCGUGGCGUGACCCACAAUUGAAGGGCGUGGAGGAGGAUUGGCUGACUGCCAGAAAUUAUUGUCGCAGACGCUGCAUGGACUCGGUUUCGCUGGAGACCAGUCUGGAGAACGAAUGGAUCAAGCAACGAGUUGUAGGCGAAAAUGUGAAAUAUAUCUGGACCAGCGGUCGCUUGUGCGAUUUCAAGGGCUGUGAACGUCCCGAUCUGCAGCCCACGAACAUCAACGGUUGGUUCUGGACCGCUACUCUGCAGAAGUUGGCACCAACCACAGAGCGUUCCCAGGGCGAUUGGUCACCCACCGGCGGCAUUGGCCUGCCCCAGCCCGAUAACCGUGAAUUCAAACAAAACGGCGCACCCGAAAACUGUUUGGCCCUGCUGAACCAGUUCUACAAUGAUGGUGUCAACUGGCACGACGUGGCCUGCCACCACAAGAAGUCCUUCGUCUGCGAGGAGAACGAUGCUCUGCUGAAGUAUGUGCGCUACACAAAUCCCAAUCUGCGCAUUUAAAUCGCUCAAGCUCAGACGGAAGUAGCAUCUGGAAUUACGUGUGGAGUUAGAGCCUCGAGCAGCGACUCCAAAUAAACCAAAAAUGAUAUUUUAUGUAGCUACUACAUAUAUGCAUAUAUAUGUUUAUGUGUAUGUAUGUGAAUGUAUGUGCUUCUGUGCGAACAGAUGUGUUCGAUUCGGUGCUGCUCAUAUACCUUUUGCUAGUUACUCUUUGAGUGUCUUUUAAACUUCCGACUAUCCUGAAUGUCUUACGUAUUUUUGUAACCAUUUUUCCAAUCUC